GCUCUAAAUAAAUCGAACGAAAAAUAAAUUAGCGGAGUAAGGAAUUAUAUAUUUUUUGAACUAACACAAGAAAGGACACGAAAGGAGCCUUCAAAAUGUACGAAAACGGCAAUAGCUACGAACAGGACUACAUGGAGCAGGAGGAAGAGUGGGAGCGCGAAGGGCUCCUAGAUCCUGCAUGGGAAAAGCAGCAAAAGAAGACAUUUACUGCUUGGUGCAACAGUCACUUACGUAAAGCUGGUACUGCAAUUGAUAGUAUUGAGGAUGAUUUUCGUAAUGGACUCAAACUUAUGCUUUUGUUGGAAGUCAUUUCCGGCGAGACACUACCAAAGCCAGACCGUGGCAAGAUGCGUUUCCACAAGAUUGCAAAUGUCAACAAAGCCCUUGACUACAUUGCAUCGAAAGGUGUAAAAUUGGUGUCAAUUGGUGCUGAGGAAAUUGUCGAUGGCAACUUAAAGAUGACUCUCGGCAUGAUCUGGACCAUUAUCCUUCGUUUUGCCAUCCAAGAUAUUUCCGUUGAAGAAAUGACCGCCAAGGAGGGUCUCUUGUUAUGGUGCCAACGUAAGACAGCUCCAUACAAGAAUGUCAACGUACAAAACUUCCAUCUCAGUUUCAAGGAUGGUCUUGCUUUCUGUGCAUUGAUUCAUCGUCAUAGACCAGACUUGAUUGACUACUCAAAACUCUCCAAAGAUAAUCCAUUGGAAAAUCUCAACACUGCCUUUGAUGUUGCUGAGAAAUAUCUUGAUAUUCCAAGAAUGUUGGACCCUGAUGAUUUGAUCAACACUCCAAAGCCGGAUGAACGUGCUAUCAUGACCUACGUGUCAUGCUAUUACCACGCUUUCCAAGGCGCUCAACAGAACACCGCAAUGCCGGACGAGAGAGCAAUUAUGACGUAUGUGUCUUCCUACUACCACUGCUUCAGUAGUAGCCAAAAGGCUGAAACUGCAGCAAACCGCAUCUGCAAAGUGUUGAAGGUGAACCAAGAAAAUGAACGUCUUAUGGAGGAAUAUGAGCGACUUGCCAGUGAUCUCCUUGAAUGGAUUCGUCGCACAAUGCCUUGGUUGGCAUCUCGUCAAACAGACAGCACCUUGGCUGGCGUCCAGAAGAAAUUGGAGGAGUACCGCACGUACCGUCGCAAGCACAAGCCUCCACGUGUCGAGCAAAAGGCGAAGCUCGAAACGAACUUCAACACGCUCCAAACGAAGUUGCGUCUCUCGAACCGUCCCGCUUACAUGCCGACCGAGGGCAAGACCGUUUCCGACAUCGGCAACGCCUGGAAGGGCUUGGAACACGCCGAAAAGGCCUUCGAGGAAUGGCUGCUCGCCGAAACGAUGCGUUUGGAGCGCUUGGAGCACUUGGCACAAAAGUUCAAGCACAAGUCCGACACGCACGAGGACUGGACUCGCGGCAAAGAAGAAAUGUUGCAAUCGCAAGAUUUCCGCAGCUGCAAACUCAACGAACUCAAGGCGCUGAAAAAGAAGCACGAAGCCUUCGAAAGCGACUUGGCGGCGCAUCAAGAUCGUGUCGAACAAAUUGCCGCAAUUGCCCAAGAACUCAACACGCUCGAAUAUCACGAUUGCGUCUCGGUCAAUUCGCGUUGCCAACGCAUCUGCGACCAAUGGGAUCGUCUCGGCGCCUUGACGCAACGUCGUCGCCAAGCCUUGGACGAAGCGGAACGCGUCUUGGAGAAAAUCGACAUUUUGCAUUUGGAAUUUGCAAAACGUGCCGCUCCCUUCAACAAUUGGCUCGAUGGCGCUCGCGAAGAUUUGGUCGACAUGUUCAUCGUGCACACCAUGGAGGAAAUUCAGGGUCUCAUGACGGCGCACGAGCAAUUCAAGGCGACAUUGGGCGAAGCCGACAAGGAAUUCAACUUGAUUGUCGGUUUGGUGCGCGAAGUCGAGAGCAUCGUGCAAACGCAAAAGAUUCCCGGCGGCUUGGAAAAUCCCUACACGACACUCACCGCUGCCGAUCUUACGCGCAAAUGGUCCGACGUUCGUACUCUAGUCCCGCAACGCGACAAUACGCUUGCCAGCGAGUUGCGCAAACAGCAAAACAACGAGAUGUUGCGUCGCCAAUUCGCCGAAAAGGCAAACAACGUUGGUCCGUGGAUCGAGAGACAAAUGGAUGCCGUUACUGCGAUCGGCAUGUCCAUUCAGGGCUCGUUGGAGGAGCAAUUGUUGCGUCUUAAGGAGUACGAACAAGCUGUCUACGCCUACAAACCAAAUAUCGAGGACUUGGAGAAGAUCCAUCAAGCUGUGCAAGAGAGCAUGAUCUUCGAGAAUCGUUACACCAACUACACAAUGGAGACAUUGCGCGUUGGAUGGGAACAAUUGCUCACCUCAAUCAACAGAAAUAUCAAUGAGCUCGAAAAUCAAAUCUUGACACGUGACUCGAAGGGCAUCACACAAGAGCAACUCAACGAGUUCCGAUCAAGCUUCAAUCACUUUGACAAGAACCGCACAGGUCGCUUGACACCCGAAGAACUCAAGUCGUGCCUCGUUUCCUUGGGCUACUCGAUCGGCAAGGAUCGCCAAGGCGAACUCGACUUCCAACGUAUUCUCGCCGUUGUAGAUCCCAACUCGACUGGAUACAUCUUAUUCGAUGCCUUCCUCGAUUUCAUGACACGCGAAAGCACCGACACAGAUACCGCUGAACAAGUUAUCGACUCAUUCAGAAUUUUGGCUUCAGAUAAGCCAUACAUUCUUCCUGAUGAGCUUCGUCGCGAAUUACCACCAGACCAGGCUGAAUAUUGUAUCCAAAGAAUGCCACCAUUCAAAGGCCCUGGAGCAGUACCCGGCGCUUUGGACUACAUGUCCUUCAGUACAGCCCUUUAUGGUGAAAGUGAUUUGUAAAAAAAUGAAAAUUAUAUAAAGAAAAGAGAGGAAUAUUAAAUUUUAUUACAAAAUAAUUUUUUAAUAAAUAAAUAUUUUCCCCCCGCGCACGAAAUUCAGUCCACACACUCACUCUUCUUCUAUCAAAUCUCCAAAUUGUCACAAAAAUAAAUAAAAAAAUAUUUACAUAUCUUAACUUUCUUCUUCUUCUUUUUGUUUUAUAUAAAAAAAAUAAAUUUAAAAAAAUCUUAUUUAUUUUAUCAUAUAAUUAUAUUAAAUAUUGUGUAGAAAAAAAAAUCAGAAAUUGAAAAAAAUCGCC
Molecule: messenger RNA, 3150 nt
Organism: Culicoides brevitarsis
Lineage: Eukaryota; Metazoa; Arthropoda; Insecta; Diptera; Ceratopogonidae
Gene: Actn
Product: alpha-actinin, sarcomeric
Exons: 11
Coding region: 96-2852 (918 amino acids)
Biological process (GO): actin cytoskeleton organization; muscle cell development
Cellular component (GO): plasma membrane; cortical actin cytoskeleton; cell projection
Molecular function (GO): calcium ion binding; actin filament binding
Source: RefSeq, a predicted model, not a curated record